Molecule: messenger RNA, 4416 nt
Organism: Balaenoptera musculus (blue whale)
Lineage: Eukaryota; Metazoa; Chordata; Mammalia; Artiodactyla; Balaenopteridae
Gene: EFCAB5
Product: EF-hand calcium binding domain 5
Exons: 22
Coding region: 1-4416 (1471 amino acids)
Molecular function (GO): calcium ion binding
Source: RefSeq, a predicted model, not a curated record
AUGAGUCCUGAUUCUUUUAAAUUGGAGAAUGAUAUUAGAAACCAAGAGUUAAACCUGGAGGAGCAGCCAAAAAUCUCAACUUGUUCAAUAAAGGACUCUAGAAUCUCAAAGAAUACUGUAUUCAGAAAACCUGCAAAAGUGAUUUUCAAUUUAGAUCAAACUACACAGAGUUUGAAGCUAGAACAGUCAUGGAAGAAAAAUCUUUUUGAAAGACUGCAGGCAAGAGCCCAGACAAUGCAGCAGAAAAUCAUAGAUAAGGAAAAUCUGAAGAAGGAACUAGAAAAAAAGGCUGAAGAAAAACUCCCCAGGGAUAAUUUGGCCAAAGAGUGGUUUAAUACUGAAAACAUGACACUGAACACUCGUGCAUAUUUGCUCGACAAACUUCUACCCACCUUAGUUCCUGGAAUGGAAAAAAUGUUAAUGCAAGUGGAAAAGAAGAAGCUUUUGGCAGAAGUUGAUAUUCCAACCAAGUUUGAUCCAAUUAACUAUUUGGGGGAAUACUUAAUGAGAAACAACCCUAAUUAUAUCAAAGACUCAGGAAUGUCUGGUUAUCAGAGGGUGAUGAGAAAUAUCACAGAAGACCUGAAGAUAUACGUUCCGAACACUACUUACAACAGAGUAUCCAAGAUGAAGGAGAAUAUUAAACAGAAACGAGAACAAAGAGAAUGCAUGAACAAAGUCAAAGCCAAGGUGGCCAACACAUGGAAACAGGCUCUGCAGGAACAGUUCAAUGAGUGGAUUCUAGACCCCAAAGGAAUGAUUCCUAUGAUAGUGAUUCAGAAUGUUCUUCAUGAAUUUUUUCAAAAUCCAGAUUUCCAGCUUGGUAAGCCUGCCUCAUGCUGCCAACAAUUGGAUAUUGCUGACUCAAUGGAACCAAGACUGAACAAAAUGGAAUUUAUAGAAUUCAUCUCUUCUCACAUUGCAGGCUUUAAAAGUGAAAUGUUUGAGGAGCUCCUUAAGCACCUUUGCCACUGUGCAGAUGAAUUCAGGGAGGUUAUAAAAACUGACAUGCGGAGACAGAUGUUUGCUGAACUCUUCUUGCAUUGUGACUGUGGGAAGGUAGGGUUUUUGGAUCGGCAGAGGACAUUGGCUUUACUGGAAACAUUCUAUGACCAAAGUUCAAAAGUGCUCAGAGGUUUACUCCGAAACCCAAGACAAUGGCCGUUUGUUGAAUUUGGAGAGAUAGACUUGCCUGAGUUCUGGGGAGACAUGGAUAAUCAGAAGCACAUUUAUGAAGACUUUGACAAAGUACUCUUAGAGAUGAAUACAUUACUUUCUGAAAAACAUGCUAGCAAGAGCCAAAGUAAAUUAUUAGCAAAUCCAGAAGAUCAACAUAAACAUGAUAAACAUAGAAAAUCAACACUACCACAAAGCCCACCAGAACAGCAGAGAGGGACAACUGCAAACCAAGAACCAAACAGAAUUUCAACCAACGAACAAGAACAAGACAAAGAGUCAACUGGAGAACAAGAACCGAACAAAGAAUCAGUAGCAAAACGAGGAACCUACACAGGGUCAACUCCAGAACAAGGAUCAAGUAGAGAAUUAAUAAUAGAACAAAGACCACAUGAAGAGUCAACAACAGGACAAGGAUCACACAGAGGGUCACCUGAGGAACAGGGAACACAUAGAGAGUCAGUAUUAGAACAGGGACCACACAGAGGGUCAAUUGCAGAACAGGAAUCACACAGAGAGUCACUCUUAGAUCAAGGACACCCCAGAGGGUCAACUGCAGAACAGGAAGCACGCAGAGAAUCCCUAUUAGAUCAAGGACGACCCAGAGGGUCAGUUGCAGAACAAGGAGCACGCAGAGAGUCAGUAGUAGAACAAGGACCACACAGAGGGUCAACUGCAGAACGACAACCACCCACAGAGACAAUUCCAGAAAAACAAGAGGAUAUAGACUCAACUUCACAAUCAAGAAAAGGUAGUAUCUUAAGAGAAAGUGAAAAAUCUAGGGAGGCUAUUUCCUUUGAGUACACUGAAAUCCCUCCACAGGAAGAAAGGACUCAGGGGCAAAUCUAUGACGAGCAACUAUUCAUGAGUCCUGAACUGCAAGAGAAAAUUUCGGUAUCAAGCAGAAAAGGUCAUCUUUCAGAAACUGAAAAAAAGGAAGUUCAGAAAGACAAAUCCUGUGAACCCAAGUCCCAAAAAAUAGAAGGAAAAUCAUGGUCAGGUGAACUUUUGACUUGUAACUGGAACACGAAGUAUGCCAAAUGUGAAGAGGAGGAACAGGCAAACUUAAUCUAUGGUAACUCCAGGUUCACAGACCUACACUUGAUUAUCAGAAAUAUUCAGUCUUACAAGGAAAUAAAAGGUAGGAGUGCCUUCAAUGGAGUUUCCUUCAAUCUGCUCCAGUUUGUGCAACUCCUGGAGACAUUUGUUGGUGAAGAUGCCCCCUUGAGUGUCAGCGAAGCCCUCACCUCCUUUUUUAAGAAGGGCUUUGUUGAAACAAAAGAAGAGAAAAUGAGUGGCUUAGAAGAGGCUAGACAAAAUGCUUCCCAAGUCCGACGGGGACUUCUCCUAAAUGCCCUCUUUCAGAAGUGGGACUGUGAUGGCUCAGGCUUCCUGGAUCUGAAUGAAGUUGAUGAACUCUUGUACACAUACAAGGAGGGAAUGGAAAAGGAAUCUAUGAAGAAAGCUAAACUACACAUCCAAUUUCCAAAGCCACACCCUGGUCACGAAGUGAGGUUGUCUUCCAAACAGUUUCAGAAAUACAUAGAAUUGGUUGUAUCUGAACUGAGGGGCAAUGAAGAUCAAGUUCUGGAAAGCGUUGUGGAGUUUCUGAUGAAUACUUUAGAAAGGAGCCAUGUUGAGAGUCUGAGAAAUUGUGCCAGACAAAAGUGGCUGCACCAAAUCCAACGUGCUGCAGAGACAAGUGGAGUAUCCUUGGAGCCAGUGUACGCGGAGACCUUUAAGGCCCUCACCCAGGAUGCUGAAGCCCAUGGAAAUAAGAAGAUCAGUGCUCACAUUUCCCUAUUAGAAGAAAACCUACUACUGCCUGAUAGAGGGAAUGUUCUAUUGAGGAAUAUAGCUUGUACUUUAGACGAUGCUCCAUUUGUACUGAACAGAGUGCUCUACAGGGACAUGAAGGGGAUCAGCUUUACAGUAGUGGAUGAAGGGAAGCCAGUACACGUCCCCCAAGUUCAGAACCAUGGGAACAUCUUCUUCUGGAACCAUUCCCGCAAGAAGAACGAUCAAAAUGGGUCAUUCCUGGCUCUGCCUCUUCAGGAUGCAUAUAUGAGGAUCUUUGGGGUCUUGGCUGUUGACACCUUAAGAGAUCCCCAGAAAAUAAACAUCUUCCUACCCCAUGAGAUCAAAUUCUAUCAGGGAGUUGCCAAUGUUUUUAGUACUGCCUAUCACUACGUCCACAGCCGAGAGCACAUCCUGCAUAUCGUGAUCACUGGCAUCAGCUGGCUCUACAACAUCACAUCCAGCAUCACUGCCAUCACUACAUACUUCAUUGAGCCUAGCCCAGCGAAGGAUUCGGACUAUGUUUUACGAAAUAUGAUGGUCACAGGGCACCUGGGUCUAACAGAAGUCCACAGGAAUCCCCCUAUCAUCUUUAGGAAGACUUGCAUCUUCAGAGAUUUCCUCUUUAAGUGUACAGACAGUUCAGAAGUUGUUUUGGCCUCUGUCUGUGGAGAAAACCACAUAGUAGUUCCACUUCGUGAGAGAACAGGAGAAGCUUUGGGAGUUCUCGAUGUUAACAUUGGCAGGAGUAAGAUGUUGUUGUAUCGAGAAUUUAAAGAUCUACAGAAAAUGACGAAGGUGAUCCAAGUUGCCUGCAAUGAAAUACUGGGCGAAUUAUCUGGAGAAAUAAAGAAAAACUAUAUCUUAGAAAUUGAAAAUGUGGGAGAAGUCCAGCGGGCAGGCAUUCUCUUCUUCCGAGUCAUGCUGAAAGAGCUACAACAGUGCCUCCGGCUGCUUACCUCCAUGGACUUUGUGUCACUGUUGCUCUAUGAUUAUGAUCCUCUGGCAGAGCCGAAAUCACCAGACAGCCAGUCCCAGGAGUUGGAAGCCAACGUAAAACUAGUACAAGACAUCCUAAAAGGGAUUAUCUUGUUCUUUCACCCAGAAUUGGAAUUAUCAAGUGACUUAGGAAAUUGGGAUCAGUGUAAACUGUACGUUAACCAAUACUUAGUCGAGCAUAUUUGUGACUUUGAUCCAACUGCUAGGAAACUGAAGGUUAAUUUAAAGCUCAUUGAUGAAUAUAUCAGAGAUCAUUCUCGAAUUGAAGUAUGGAAAUUUGGUAAUACUGCUAUCGAAUACUUAUACCACUGGGCACACAUCUGUUCAGCUCUUAUGAAGCUGAACAAAAAAAUAAAUAGUGCCAUUUCACCCCCAUUGCCAUCCAAGACUAACUCCUAUGUGUAUGCAAAAAUGCCAGGGGGAAGCUUGCUAGGGAAAUGCUAA